Messenger RNA from Sebastes umbrosus (honeycomb rockfish), 3346 nucleotides. RefSeq names its product PRP3 pre-mRNA processing factor 3 homolog (yeast) (gene prpf3). Gene Ontology annotation, cellular component: U4/U6 x U5 tri-snRNP complex. NCBI's taxonomy places the organism in Eukaryota, Metazoa, Chordata, Actinopteri, Perciformes, Sebastidae. The transcript has 17 exons. The record is from RefSeq and is a predicted model, not a curated record. Gene Ontology annotation, biological process: mRNA splicing, via spliceosome. The coding region runs from base 249 to 2354 and encodes 701 amino acids.
ACAACCAACAUGUGACCGACAGGAGCUGCCGCGGGAAAAGGCCACGAACAAGAAGGAACAACAGCCUCCAUUUCCGGUUCCGGGUCGUGGAGGAGAAACGUCGUGUGAACGGCGCGACCAAACAGAAAGUUUCACAUCAAAACUAGUCUGUUUUGAGCGUUUUUCUCUUCUUAAUCUUGAUAGUUUCUGUUGGAUUUAUACGACGUAAGUCUGAUAAAAGAUAAAAGCAUAAUCUAAAGGACUGGAGGAUGUCUCUUCCUAAACGGGAGGUGGAGGAGUUGAGGCCAUGGGUGGAGCGGACUGUGAAGAUGGUGCUGGGUUUCUCAGAGCCCACAGUGGUCACUGCUGCUUUACACUGUGUUGGAAAGGGACUGGACAAAAGGAAGACCACAGACCAGCUACGUCCCUUCCUUGAUGACUCUGCUGGAGGUUUUGUAGAGCGUCUUUUUGAAGCUGUGGAGGAAAGCCGCAAUGCACGUGGCAACAAAGGAGCAGGAGAAAAGCACCGCAAGAGAGAUCUCAAGGAUGUUUUUGGUGAUGAGGCUGAAACAGGUGCAGUGCGGGAAACUCCGGCAUCAGUAGAUGGGACGGCACCAAAGAGGAAACGGGUCCCUCGCUUCGAGGAAGUGGAGGAACCUGAGGUCAUACCUGGACCUCCAUCUGAGAGCCCUGGCAUGCUCACCAAAAUGCAGAUCAAACAGAUGAUGGAAGCAGCCACAAAACAGAUAGAAGAGAGGAAGAAACAACUGAGCUUUUCCUCUCCAGCUUCUGCUGCACCAUCACAGCUGGAUAUCCCUCCGGUCUCACGGCUUCUUGGCACAUCCGCCGCUGCAGGUGGUGCCUCAUCAAUCGCCCCGUCCGUGGCUGCCAGCUUCAUGAACGAUGCUAUCGAGAAGGCUCGCAAGGCUGCUGAGCUCCAGGCCCGCAUCCAGUCCCAGUUAGCCAUGAAACCUGGUAUCCUCGGAGCCCUGGGGAACACCGGGCCUCAUAACCUAGUGGCACUAGCUAAUCUACAUGCUAUGGGAAUUGCCCCACCGAAAGUAGAAAUCAAGGAGGUGAACAAGCCAACCCCUCUUAUUCUGGAUGACCUGGGAAGAACUGUGGAUGCUAGUGGCAAAGAGGUUGAACUCACACACCGCAUGCCCACACUGAAAGCAAACAUUCGAGCGGUGAAGAGAGAGCAGUUCCGUCAGCAGCUGAAGGAGAAGCCCGGGGAUGACCUGGAAUCCACGUCUUACUUUGACCAACGUGUGACUAUUACACCUGCUCAGCGCCCUCGCAGGGGCUUCAAAUUCCACGACCAGGGGCGCUUCGAGAAGAUCGCUCAGAGAAUUAGAACUAAGGCCCAGUUGGAAAGGUUGCAGAAUGAAAUUGCACAGGCAGCAAAGAAGACAGGGAUCCAGGCAUCCACCAAGCUGGCACUGAUCGCCCCUAAGAAAGCGCUUCGAGAGGGGGAGGUUCCCAACAUUGAGUGGUGGGACUCCUACAUCCUGCCCUACAACAUAGACAUAACAUCUGACACACAAUUGGACGGGGUGGAGCUGUUUGGUGUGACCAACCUGGUAGAACAUCCUGCCCAAAUUAACCCUCCAGUCGACACAGAUAAGCCGGUAACGCUGGGCGUGUACCUGACAAAGAAAGAACAGAAGAAACUGAGAAGACAGACACGAAGGGAGGGCCAAAAAGAAGUUCAAGAGAAGGUUCGUCUGGGAUUGAUGCCUCCACCAGAACCCAAAGUGCGCAUCUCCAACCUGAUGAGAGUGCUGGGGACGGAGGCGGUUCAGGACCCCACGAAGGUAGAGGCCCACGUCAGAGCGCAGAUGGCCAAGAGACAGAAGGUUCAUGAGGACGCCAACGCAGCCCGCAAGCUCACAGCGGAGCAGAGGAAAGAGAAGAAGGUCAAGAGGUUAAAAGAAGACCUAACCGAUGGAGUUCACAUUGCAGUAUACAGGAUCCGUAACCUGCAGAAUCCUGCUAAGAAGUUUAAAGUGGAGGCCAACGCCAACCAGCUGUACCUGACAGGCACAGUAGUUCUGCACAGAGACGUCAACCUGGUUGUGGUGGAAGGAGGCCCUAAAUCCCAGAAAAAAUUCAAGAAGCUGAUGAUGCACAGAAUCAAAUGGGAGGAACACAACAGUAAAAGAGACGAUCCAGACGGUGAUGAUGAUACAAAGAGGAACAACAAGUGCUGGUUGAUUUGGGAUGGCACAGCUAAAGAGCGUAGCUUUGGGGAGAUGAAGUUCAAGCAGUGCCCCACAGAGAACAUGGCUAGAGAACACUUCAAGAAACACGGCACAGAACACUACUGGGAUCUAGCUCUCAGCAAGAGCGUGUUGGACAGCGCCGACGACUGAAACCUCGAUCAACGCCCCCCUUCUACAAGACCCACAGUCUCCCAGCCAGGCCCUCACUGCUGACUGACUGCCUCCACCUGAGGACAGACAGACUUAAUCAAGAGACUUGAACAUUGAAAAGGAAGAACAAUAAACCUGUGUGCAGUGGUGUAGUGGAGGAUAUACGGGGGUAUCCCCACCUUUUCUGGCGGUUUACUGUAUACCCACCUAUCAGCCAAAAACCCAAUGGAAUAUAUAGUGGAGUAUACCCACUUCCUCCUCGGUAACCUACUACCCAUCUACCUAGUAGCACACCCAACUCAUCAACGACCACUACACCACUGCCGGUGUGGAUGUUUUUGCAAGAAUGUGUGACAGAUGAGUGUGUGUGUGUGCCUGCGUCAGUGUUCAUCUCUUUGUUGGUAGGCUAUUCUGUCAGAUAUUGUGUUGUCCAUUAUUGAAUCUGACAGAUUGCACAAUGUGAUGUAAAUCACUUAUCCAAGGCUUUUUGUGAUGAUGACAAAUGUUGUCUGAUUAUGUUAUGACUUUUGUGACAAAAACCCAUGUACACUGAUAAUAAUCCCUGUUUGAGUCAGAGCAGUUAAUAAAAAACACAACCCAUCAGUGAAUGACCAUUUAACAUCAGUGAUUAACAUGUUUAGGGUAAACCUGGAAGGAUUCCUGGGUAAUGUUACAACAUUGUUAUAAGACUUAUUGUAGUCAUUACGAUACACAUACAUUUCACACAAUUUAAACUUCCCAAAUCCUUUUUUUCUUUUUCUUGUGGAGAAAGGAGCAAAUAUUUGACCUGCCUGUAGCUACAGACCUUUUUCAUUGCAGUUCUGUUGCUAGGGCAAAAGCUUUGGUCCAAAAUGACUUCCUGUCAGUGUCUGCAUCAACAAACAUUGCAACAGGAAAUACAAAGGGAGCCAUUGUGUUGUCAAGUUUUAAAAGGUCUAUAUUUUGUUUCAAACGUUAUAGUCGCAGCCUUAAAUAAAACAAACUUCAACUGA